AAUACGUACGAUCGGGAGACGCAGUGAUAAAUUAGUGAAAUUUAGUGAUAAUGGGGCGCUCGAAAAACCGCAAAAGGGACAAGAAAUCAAAGAAGAGACUGCUGGAUAAACUACGGAGAGCACUGGAAUCAUCUUCAAGCAGUAGCUCGGAUACUUCAUCGAGUUCGACAUCCUCCUCCAGUGAGGAGGCGCCUUUAGACUGUGAUAUGGAAAAGGGUGAGUUAUCCCUUCAGGAAAGGGGGGGAGAGCCCGACAUCCAAAAUAACCCAUUGCCAGUACCAGAUAAUGACGCCUUAGACCUGUUAGGCUCUAAACGUAAGGCCGAUAUUUCUUAUGCUGAGGAUAUCCAUAUAGAGAUAGCAUCUAGGUGGGAAGACUUUCUAAAAUCUGGUAUUGAACGGGAUGAAAAGAAAAAAAUUAUGGAUAUAUAUCCAAUUGUAGGCAAUUGCAAAUUAUUAGCUGCCCCUAGACUCAAUGUGGAAAUACAGUCCACAAUGGAAGAAAGCGUUCUCAGACAAGACGCUUUCUUAGGGCGUACCCAAGACGAGCUAGGAGCGGCAAUCUCAGCUCUAGCAAUACCUCUAGAUAAGCUCUUUUCACAGCCCUCUGAAGAAUCCAAGGAUCUUCUAAAGCAUAUUGCCAAUGCAGCAAAAUUGCUGACAAACGUACACCACAGCUUAUCAAGCCACAGACGACACAUUAUUCUUCCAAAAGUAAACCCUACCAUACGUAAAUCCAUAGAGCAGUUCCCUAUUGAUGAACUCCUCUUUGGACAAAAAUUUGCAGAUCAGUUGAAAUCUACGAAAGAGUUAAAGAAAACCUCCUUGGAAUUAAAGAUUGCCAACCCGAAACAGAAAUUCCAGUCAAAAAACUACAAGCGCCCUUGGAACAAAUCGAAAUUCAAACAGAAAGGGAAGUAUCAGGACCAGAAGACAAUCAGGAAGGAUCAGAGAAGCCGCCUUGUGCGUCGGAAACCGGAAACUUACACACCAUCCCGAUUCCAACCUUAGAGGUAGAUAUAGCAAGUCAGAAAUAUGCUGGUAGACUUAAGAGUUUUAUAAAUGAGUGGAGAACCCUAACAGAUAAUCCUCUAGUUUUAAGCUGGAUACAAGGGUUAAAACUACAAUUUUUACAACAACCCUUUCAAAAUAGUUGUAAAAAUAUGUUGAAAAACCCAGGGAAAAACAUUUUAGAUAGCUUAAAAUGUCUUUUAAGUGUUGGGGCGGUAACACCAUGCAGGCAUACAAAGAACCAAUUUAUUUCUCCAUAUUUUUUACGAGAAAAAUCAAACGGACAGUUCCGUUUUAUACUUAAUCUGAAACAUCUAAAUGAAUUUUGUUUCAACCCUCCACACUUUAAACUAGAGGACUAUCGCACGGUGUUAAAGUUAUUGUACCCUAAUUGCCUAUUUACUUGUAUUGACUUAAAGGAUGCGUAUUUCCUUAUUCCCAUACAUUCAGAACACAGAAAAUUUUUAAGAUUUGUAUUUGAAAACCAACUCUACCAAUUUAAUUGUCUCCCAUUUGGGCUAAGCAUAGCACCCUAUAUAUUCACAAAAAUUAUGAAACCUAUUUUAAUGAAAUUACGAACCGAAGGCAUUAUUUGUAUAUGCUAUUUAGAUGAUAUCUUAAUAAUAAGUUCAUCCAUAAAACAAGGUGUUGAAGAUGUAAACAAAACCGUAUCUAUAUUACAACAAUUAGGUUUCAUAGUAAACUUUAAUAAAAGUCAAUUAACACCAAGCACAGAGUGUACAUAUUUAGGUUUUAUUUUUAACUCGGAAAAUAUGACUGUUUCCCUUCCUCAAAAUAAACGUCAAAAGAUUAUAGAAAAUAUAAAUAAAAUGUUAUCACAGUCUCGCUGCACAAUUAGGGAAUUUGCAAAGUUAAUAGGUGUUCUUACAGCUGCUUGCCCUGCUGUUAGGUAUGGCUGGCUUUACACAAAAAUUUUGGAGCGGGAAAAAAUUAAUUUUCUUAAAACAAAACACAGUUAUAAUAAAUACAUGCUGCUUAGUGCAAAAGUGAAAACCGAACUACGUUGGUGGUGUAAUAACGUAAAACAUUCUUUUAAUCCAAUUAUGAAAGGGACAUACGACAUUGUAAUUUUUUCAGAUGCUUCAAAAAUUGGGUGGGGAGCUAGCUGCAAUGGCGUGAAUAUUCAUGGGUUCUGGAAUAGCCAGGAAAUACAAAUGCAUAUUAAUUAUCUAGAAUUAUUAGCAGCUUACAAUGCCUUAAAAUCUUUUACAAAACACCAAGUGAACAUUAGCAUUCUAUUCAGAAUUGAUAACGUUACAGCCAUAUCUUUUAUUAACAAAAUGGGGGGAGUUAAAUACAAAAAAUUGCACAAAGUAACUAAAGACAUUUGGCAAUUUUGCGAAAAGAAACGGUUUUCGUUGUUUGCAUCGUAUAUCAACACCAAAGAUAAUAUAGAGGCAGAUUUAGAAUCACGAUGCAAAAAGAUUGAUACUGAAUAUGAAUUGAGUAAUAUCGCUUUUCAAAAAAUUUGUAAUAAAUUUGGCUAUCCUGAAAUUGACUUAUUUGCCACUGAGCUAAAUAAAAAAUGCAAAAGAUAUAUCUCUUGGAAGCCAGACCCAGGGUCGGUGGAUGUAGACAGUUUUACAAUAAGCUGGACAAAUUAUUUUUUCUAUGCGUUUCCACCUUUUUCGAUGAUCUUAAAAAUGCUAAAUAAAAUUGUAACAGAUUGCGCAACGGGAAUUGUGGUAGUACCCUUGUGGCCCGCACAACCCUGGUUCCCGUUGUUUCGAAAUCUUAUGAUAGCAAAACCGAUUUAUUUUAAACCACGAAGGAACCUUAUUUUAUCUCCUUUCAGAAAACCACAUCCAUUAUGGAGAGACACUACCCUGGUAGCAGCUCAUUUAUCAGGGUUGCGUUUUCGAAAAGGUCGUUCCCUGAAGAAGCCAUUCAAGGAAUAGUCUCCUCGGUAUCAGAGUCGACUAUGAAGCAUUAUGAUGGUUGGUUCAAAAGAUGGUGGGUUUUUUGCAUAGAGGCACACCAUGACCCGUGGGUUUACUCCUUAAGCCACUUCAUAAAUUUUUUAAAUAAACAAGCGCAAAGUGGGAAAUCUUUCUCGGCCGUAAACAGCUGCAAAGCAGCUUUGUCUUUCAUACUUCCUAUUUCUAGCACUGAUGAACCCCUCAUAAAAAGAUACCUGAAAGGAAUAUAUAAUCAAAACCCACCAAAACCAAAGUAUGAUACGACAUGGGAUCCGUAUCCUGUUUUAUCAUUCUUGGAAAAAUUAGUUCCUUUAGACCGUUUAACUUUAGAGCAAUUGUCUUAUAAAUUAGUAACCCUACUAGCACUCAUCUCAGCGCACAGGGUUCAAACUCUAUCAAAAAUAAAAAUUCACAACAUCAUUAGAUUUGAGGAUAGGCUGGAGAUUCUCAUUCCAGAUAGAAUAAAAUCCAGUGGUAAGAAUCGACAACAACCUGUUCUCAAAAUUCCGUUCUUCUUGGACAAGCCAGAAUUGUGUUUGGCAACUUGCAUACUCUUUUACAUCGAAAAAACAAAAUCAUUUCGGGAAGAAGGGUAUGAUACACUUAUUUUAACACACAAAAGGCCUUUUCAUGCAGCAAGUAGCCAGACCAUAAGCAGGUGGAUAAAACACACCUUAAAAAUGAGUGGAAUAAGCACAGAGCAAUAUUCAGGACACAGUGUCAGACAUGCUGCUACGUCAGCUGCUAACAGAGGGGGUGUGAGUGUAGAGGAAAUUCGGAAGAGAGCUGGAUGGACAGAAAAAUCAGCAACAUUUAACAGGUUUUAUAACCGACCUCUAGCUGUCCCUCCAGACCUUUUUGCUAGAGGAUUAUUGAAAGGGUCUAACGUAAAUUCUUGAAUGAACUCUUUUUUCAGUAUUUCUGAAUAUUCAUUCAUAUGUUAGGAUAUAUUAAUAUAUAUCCUUUAUUACUUUUAUUUUAUUUGGUUGCCAUUAUUAUGUUAUUACAAUACAAAAAUGUUAUUAUAUUCAUAAGUUUACCACUUGAAUUUAAUAUUAUAGGUUUUAAUGUUUUUUUUUAAUUCGAAGAGUUUUUUCGAUUUAAAAUGGGUUUUUUCUCUAUGUAAUUUGAUAUAUAAAAAUAAAUUUGUUCUGCAUUACUCUUGAUAGCCUUAUUUAAGUCUUUAAACAGCUACUCUAUGUGUAAGAAAUUAUGUAAUACGAGGACAAAACUGUGAAGUGUAAUUAAUAGAUCAAAUGACUUACCUUAAGGAAAUUUGAUCCUAAUUACACGAACAGUUUUGUCCGAAGUAUUACAUAACCCAAUCCCCAAAUUUAUAAGUACA
Messenger RNA from Sitophilus oryzae (rice weevil), 4295 nucleotides. RefSeq lists its product as uncharacterized. The transcript has 2 exons. The record is from RefSeq and is a predicted model, not a curated record. Gene Ontology annotation, molecular function: DNA binding. Gene Ontology annotation, biological process: DNA recombination; DNA integration. Lineage: Eukaryota; Metazoa; Arthropoda; Insecta; Coleoptera; Curculionidae. The coding region runs from base 2842 to 3849 and encodes 335 amino acids.